CAAAAUAAGAUGAUAACCAUACAUUUUAUGUAAUAAUAUCUUGAAUCGCAGUUAAUAUUACGUUACAUUAGUCGUAAAUGUGAAGAAACAUCAGGAUGUCUGUGUUUUUGUCGAGAAUUGUACUAAUUCCGACGCGGAGCGCCUUUGCGAAGAACAUUUCGCUAAAAACACUAGCGGAACUUACAUCGUUAAAACACCACAAUUCUGUGUGCCAAGGCGGUAUAUUUUCGCUAUCCCGUCAACUAGGAGUUAGAAGCUGCAGUUCAGAUUCUAUACAGCCAGUGAUAGCUUUAGAAAACGCGACUAGUCCGGUUAAGAAGAAGACGGUUUACAAGAAAGCGGUCUUGGAAGACCUUAGUAAGAAAGAGGGCCACUAUUUGGCUCUGGCUUAUGCGACGGCAAAUGCGUAUGAUCUGAAGGGCCUGAAGGAGGCCCUGCUUGAGCAGAAGCUGUAUGAACCUGGAAUGUUAAAAGCUCAAGAGAUAGACGGUGACGUGGUGAUAGCGAAUGCAGUGUACACAGUUGGCUCGGAGCCGCGGGAGAUCAUCUUCUUCAAGGAGGGCGCUGUCGUCUUCUGGAACUGUACGGAACUGGAGGCUAGCAAUGUGCUGGACUUUGUUAGGAGAUAUGAAUUGGAGAGUUACCCUCGCGACGUGGUGGAAAGAGAGAGAGAAAUCAUGACAUAUGUGUACCAGCCCAAUGCAAAGAAGUGUAAUUUACAAGAGUCGUAUUUCGUCAUGGCGCCAAACAGAGACAACUCGUUAGAAAAAUAUACAUUCAGUCACGCUAUGGCGCAGUCAGCACGGUUGGGAGCCUGGGAGGCGCGGCUAGAAGCCCUGGCAGCUUCUGCGAGAGCUCACAGUAUAACAAUGGAGAAGGAUGGCACAACACAUCUAGACAAGAAAGAGGUGGUCCGCAAGCUAGGCGAGUUGUUCUCCCUUCGGCAUCGCAUCAACGUGGAAUCGGAUCUUCUGGACACACCCGAUGUGUACUGGGAGGAGGAGAGAUUGGAGAGACUGUACUCCAACACUGUAGCCUACUUCACCAUACCCAGGAGAACAAGGGUGUUAAACGAGCGUCUAUCCCACUGCGUUGAACUCCUGGAGCUGCUGUCCUCCUGGGCCGCCGACCGCCAUCACGUGCGCCUGGAGUGGAUGGUGAUCGCGCUCAUCCUGGCCGAGGUGUGCUUCGAACUGCUGCAUGUCUUCGAGAGAUACGUGCUCGACAGGUUACCCAAAACGAUCGAGCGACGGCGAGGUCGCACGGUCUUCGCGGACGAGACUGAGGAGUACAUGUUCCAAGAUAUCUCCAUAUUGGAUACCUAAGUAUAACAUCAGACUAAUUUAUGACAUCAGAAAAAAAAUACUGAAAUAAAUAAUUAUUCCUGCCUUUGUUAAGUCUACUUACAGAUGUUGUGCGAAAUCUUUUUCCUUUUUUUUAAUACUACGUCGGUGGCAAACAAGCAUACGGUCCGCCUGAUGGAUUGCGGUCACCGUCAGGACGCCUGCAACUCAAGGAGUGUUACGUGCGCGUUGCCAACCCAUUACA
Messenger RNA from Leguminivora glycinivorella, 1548 nucleotides. RefSeq names its product required for meiotic nuclear division protein 1 homolog. The transcript is spliced from 8 exons. The coding region runs from base 96 to 1325 and encodes 409 amino acids. The record is from RefSeq and is a predicted model, not a curated record. Lineage: Eukaryota; Metazoa; Arthropoda; Insecta; Lepidoptera; Tortricidae. Gene Ontology annotation, biological process: positive regulation of mitochondrial translation.